Ambispora leptoticha is the source of this 405-nucleotide messenger RNA. The record is from the annotation of a GenBank genome assembly. Lineage: Eukaryota; Fungi; Glomeromycota; Glomeromycetes; Archaeosporales; Ambisporaceae.
AUGGAAGAAUUUGUGGAAGAUAUAAAUGAGAAUUGUCCAAACUGUUUAAAACAAUGGAAUAAAAAGAUGAAAUUUUGCCUUAACUGUGAUCUGCCUUCAUCGUCAUGGACAACUGGAAAUGAUGAGAUUGAUGAAAAAAUAAAACAAGUACAAUUAAAUGCUUUCCUUUAUACCAAUACUGCUACCUGGUUUGAGUGGAUUCCUUUCAGCGAAUUUAGUGAAAUUAAAUUUAUAGCUGUAGGAGGCUUUGGCAGUGUAUCAAGUGCUAUUUGGAAUUCAGGACGUGUUUGUGGCUUUGACGAGAAGAGAAGGAAACUUAUUCGAGAAGAAUCAACCGUCGUUGCACUGAAAACGUUAUUCGAAUCAGAUGUGGUUAGCUCUGAUAUUAUUCAGGAAGUAAGCUGA